GUCUGUGUACUCUCAGGUGGAAACAUUCCAUUUGUAUUAAGAAGGCGAGAGGUACAUUCUAGGCGAUUGAAGAGAGGGUUUGAGCUCCUUGGAGAAGCGUAUGUUCAUGGAAUCAUGUGGGGCGAGGCUGCUAGCCGAAAUGUUGACGGCCAACAGAAGCUUUUGACAUUUGACUUAAUAUAGACUCGGGCCGAAAGAUUGUGUUUAGCAUGGUCUCUGCCCGCGUCCUGCGCACUGGAACAUAUGACGCAAAGAAAGACCUCAAGCCGAUCGGACACGCGCACCCCUGAAGCCUCCCAACCCGCGACGCAAGCGACAAAAGGAGGGAACACGGGAACAAGCAAGAUGGCGCUAAUGGUGGAGAACACAUACCAGAUAAUAAAAGAGCUCGAAAAGAAAAGGGAAGAAGACCGAAAGAAAAUCGCGCAAAUAGGUGAAGUUGUCGCAAGAUUGUUAGAGAAACUCCAACAAGGGCACGUCGAGCAGAAGGAAAUUCACCAGAAAACCCAAGCUUCUAUAGAAAAAAGAGAAAAAGAGCACGCCAAACGAAUAGAAACUCUGUCUAAAGAACACGCCAACCAGAUCAACGAGUUAACAAGAACACUCACCCAGGAAAGAGAAGCGCUUAAGACGGAAGUCAAGGCAAUGGUGGAUAUGGUGGACACGAGACUAUCUAAGAUACAGACCACCCCCAGCGGAACACCGUCAUACGCAAACGUGGCGUGCACGCCACCAUAUAGCCAGCCAAGCAACCUACAAACGGUCUCCACACACACAACGUCAACAACGCCAACCAACACUCUAUACUGCACAGUAGACACAUCCAGAGUCGAAGAGGAGGACAGGGAAAAGGCGCAACUGCGGAAGAUCAGGCAGACAAUAGAAACGGAACUUCGAACAACGGAAGGGAAGGAGAACUGGCGAUGCAUGGCGGUGCAGCUAUCGAGCAGCUCGGUCCUGUGUGGAAAGCCAUCAUGAAUAUAGGAGUGACCGGCUGAUUAAAAGCACCAAUUGGGCCGAUCGAGAAGGAGCAAAGGCAGCCAUCGAAUCCAGGCCGUGUCGAAAAGAACCAAAAAGAGCAGACCAAAGGGAA
Mytilinidion resinicola is the source of this 1093-nucleotide messenger RNA. RefSeq lists its product as uncharacterized. The record is from RefSeq and is a predicted model, not a curated record. The transcript has a single exon. NCBI's taxonomy places the organism in Eukaryota, Fungi, Ascomycota, Dothideomycetes, Mytilinidiales, Mytilinidiaceae. The coding region runs from base 244 to 978 and encodes 244 amino acids.